Molecule: messenger RNA, 2916 nt
Organism: Penicillium oxalicum
Lineage: Eukaryota; Fungi; Ascomycota; Eurotiomycetes; Eurotiales; Aspergillaceae
Product: U3 snoRNA-associated protein UTP13
Exons: 3
Coding region: 1-2916 (971 amino acids)
Biological process (GO): endonucleolytic cleavage in 5'-ETS of tricistronic rRNA transcript (SSU-rRNA, 5.8S rRNA, LSU-rRNA); endonucleolytic cleavage to generate mature 5'-end of SSU-rRNA from (SSU-rRNA, 5.8S rRNA, LSU-rRNA)
Cellular component (GO): nucleolus; small-subunit processome; 90S preribosome
Molecular function (GO): U3 snoRNA binding; protein binding
Source: RefSeq, a predicted model, not a curated record
AUGUCUAAGGCGAUUGUGAAGACGACGUUCGAAGCGUCGCGAACGCUUCGCCCAAUCUAUACGGGCGGUAGCACCUCGUUGGACGCCAGCGGUCGCAUUCUGCUCACCUGCGUCGGGGAGGAUGCCUUGAUCGUCAAUUUGGAGACAGGCGAUCAGCUUGCUAGCCUGGAAGGUGAUGGCGAAAUCAUUACGAGUCUAGCCAUCUCGCCUUCCGCUUCGCAUGCCAUUGUUUGUUCUCGGUCUAUGUCUAUGCGUAUAUAUUCGCUUUCGCCAUACGAUGACGACUCCCAGACCAUUGAGGCAAAUCUUGUCCGAACUCUCAAGCCUCACACUGCGCCAGUCAUCUCAACUACCAUUGAUCAAACCAGCACUCUCCUGGCCACUGGUGCAUCUGAUGGUAGCAUCAAAGUUUGGGACAUUCGAGGUGGAUACGUAACGCACAACUUUAAUGAUCGGGGAAUUGUGUCUGCCCUCACUUUUUUCGAAGUACCAAUCUCGGAAGACCCCAAGGUAGGCACCAAGAAGAAGUCCAAGAAGAAAGCAUCUGGGGAUGACGAUGAAGACAUGGAAGAGUCUUCCUCUGCCCCCCGAGGCUCAACGGCAGGGUUCCGGCUUGCGAGCGGUUCGGAAGAAGGUAAGGUUCGCGUAUGGGAUCUGCAUAAAAGAAAAUCCAUUGCGACGCUCGAGUCACAUGUGUCUCUUGUUCGCAGCUUGUCAUUUUCCUCGCAAGAGAAUGCACUUCUCUCUGCAUCGCGCGAUAAGACUGUCAUUAUCUGGGAUGCGUCUACUUGGAAAACGCGACGUAUCAUACCGGUGCUUGAGAGUGUGGAAGCUGCUUCUUUCAUUGUCGAUAGUGGGUUAUUCGUGAUUGGAGGCGAGAAUGGCAAGAUCCGAGUUUGGGACUGCAACCGUGGAAGUGAAGUUACCGCGGAGCAGGAAGCUGGGGAGGAUUUCGAAACCAUCGUUGCUAUUCAAUACUCACGUGGUUUGCAUUUCGUGAUGUCUGUCCACGCAGACCAGACUAUUCGCCUUCAUUCCAUUGAUGCGCUCUCCGAUUACAAGCCAGGCUCCCACGUUGAGCCAUUGGAGGUCAUUCGUCGGAUUUCUGGAAAUGACGACGAGUACAUCGAUCUUGCCUUUGCCGGACCUGAUCGCUCAUUGCUCGCACUUGCCACAAAUACUGAAAGCAUUCGCCUGAUUUCCGUGGCUCCUUCCGAGGAUCGACCAACCACACAAGCCGAAGAAUAUUUUGGUGCAGACGUUCAUCAUUUGGAAGGUCAUGAAGAUAUCAUCAUUUGUCUCGAUGUGGAUUGGUCUGGUCACUGGCUAGCAACUGGCGCAAAAGACAAUACUGCCCGUCUCUGGCGUCUUGAUCCCAAGACCUCGUCUUUCCAGUCAUUUGCCGUCUUAACCGGCCAUGCUGAGUCCUUGGGCGCAAUUGCUCUGCCGCGCGUACCACCUCCAGCUGGAACACCGGCAUACAAUGAUCCAGUCAACCAUCCCCCGGCGUUCUUGAUGACUGGUUCUCAGGAUCGGACUAUCAAACGCUGGGACACCGGGAGACUUGGUCAGCUGAAAAAUGACAAGCCUCACUCUCCUAAGGCUGUCUACACUCGAAAAGCACACGAAAAGGACAUCAAUGCUCUCGACAUCGAUUCUGCAUCUACACUCUUUGCUUCUGCAUCACAGGACCGAACCGUGAAAAUCUGGGACGCGGAAGAGGGAGCUGCUGUGGGCAUUUUGCGUGGGCAUAAGCGUGGUGUUUGGUCGGUACGAUUUGCGCCUAAAAAUACACCCAUCGUGAACACCGAAGAAGGAACCAGCACCAGCAGGGGCCUUGUUGCUACCGCUUCCGGUGAUAAGACCGUGAAGCUGUGGAGUUUGGCUGACUACGCCUGUCUCUUGACGUUUGAAGGACACACAAACAGCGUUCUUAAGGUGAUCUGGCUUCCUCCUCCACAGGUCUCGAAGAGCGAAGACGAUGAAGAGGAGGAUGCUGUGACCAGCAAACAUGCUAUUCACACAAGGCCAUUGUUGGCAUCAGCUGCCGCCGACGGCUUGGUGAAAAUCUGGAAUCCUUACAGUGGUGAAGCGGAAGCCACCCUGGAUAACCAUACAGACCGCGUCUGGGCUUUGGCAAGCCCUACGCCUUCUGGUUCUAGGAACGACGUCAAGAAAAACUCAUCAAAAGCCAACAGUACACCAUUCGCUCUUGUCAGUGGCUCUGCUGACUCGACAGUCACGUUCUGGACCGACACAACCUCGGCAACGUACUCGGCUGCUGUGAGUGCUGAGUCGGAGCGGAUUGAGCAAGACCAACAGCUUCAGAAUCACAUCCGCGCCGGUAACUACCGCGAGGCCAUCACACUUGCUCUGCAACUCAACCACCCUGGCCGCUUGCUGUCUCUCUUCACGGCCGCCAUCAAUGCAGCUGAAGACCCGACCCGGUCCGAUGAGGAACGUGCUAUCGCGGCAAACAGCUUGACUGGAAAUCCGGCCAUCGAUGAGGUUUUGCAAACUUUGGGCACCUCAAAUUUGCGGACGCUUCUAUUGCGCCUUCGUGACUGGAAUACGAAUGCACGCACUUCUCGCGUCUCGCAGCGCAUCCUAUAUGCUCUAUUCCGCUCAUACCCUGCUUCGACUUUUGUUGAGCUGGCUACGACAUCUGUCCGGGGGAAAGAAGGCCGAGCCGCAGGUGGCCUGAAGGACAUCAUGCAGGCUUUGACUGCAUACACUGAGAGGCAUUACAAACGUAUCGAAGAGCUUGCUGACGACAGCUACUUGGUCGAGUGGGUGCUCAACGAAAUGGAUGGCGGUGUUGGUCUUGGUGGGUUGAUGGGUUUGAGCAUUGACUCUGACAAUGCUAAGGGGGACGUGGAAGAGCAUGACAAGGACGUGAUUAUGUUGGAGGCUUAA